Molecule: messenger RNA, 2262 nt
Organism: Penicillium arizonense
Lineage: Eukaryota; Fungi; Ascomycota; Eurotiomycetes; Eurotiales; Aspergillaceae
Product: fungal specific transcription factor domain-containing protein
Exons: 5
Coding region: 1-2262 (753 amino acids)
Biological process (GO): DNA-templated transcription
Molecular function (GO): DNA binding; zinc ion binding
Source: RefSeq, a predicted model, not a curated record
AUGCCUCAGGCAGGCCAUGGACCACAUUUUCCCGCGACGUUUAUCUUUGACGAACAAUUUGCCCUAUGUUGCGAUGACCGAGCCAAGUACCAAGAUACACAAGGGAAGGCAAAGACGACCCCGUGUACCGGAGUCGUUGCGAAAGCGGGCGGCACAAGCGUGGAGGCGGCAACCCUUGCACCCGUUGCCAACAGCACCAAAGAGCAUGUCGUUUUGAGAGUGCUGGUCGACUACCAACAGAAGCUAGGAAUAGCCAAACUAGGGCCUUUGGAGCAGGACGCAAACACACUUCAAAUGAGGCGAAUCAUUACUCACUUUUUGGGUGAUAUUUCUUUCGAUACCAGCACGCUCCGACAACUUGCAGACAAUUUGGCCCAGGAUCAGGAUCUGACCCAAGAACGGUCGGAUACUGAUUCGAUUGUCUCACACGAUGACACCUCGACCAAUGACUACUCUAUAGACCCUCUUUCCACCAGUACAAUGCAAUGCUCGAACGGCGACUACGAAGUCUCGGGGACGGGACAGGGCAAAAGGUUUGCCGAGCAGCCUCUCGUGUCGGUUGUAGUCUUUUGUACGCUGCUAACAGAAAUCCAGAGUGUUGACCAUACCGAAGGCUUUUUUCGAGCGACUGAUCUGCAAUCCUCUGGCUCUUGCGUCGCGCUUGCGAAAUCAUAUUUCCCUCCAAAGAAUAUCGCCGAAUUCUUGACCAGUGCGUUUUUGAAAUUCAGCCAAACCAAUUAUUUUUACUUCCAUGAGGCAAAGUUUCGCGAGAAACUUGAUUAUUACUAUGCAGCUGAGCAUGUGCUGUCCAUCAAUGACUCUGGUUGGAUAUGUACUCUUCUCAUGACUUUCGCAAUUGGCACACAGUUUGCUCAUAUGCAGACUAAAUCGACACCUGCUGGCGUCUCUACAGCCGAAAAUACCCCCGAUGAUCAGAUUGGAUUGGAGCUCUAUCGGUUUUCAUGUCGACUCAUUCCGGAUCUCAUCACAGUUGCAAGUGUGGAGACUGUCCAGGCAUUCUUACUCCUGGGUGUGUACACUUUGCCAAUCGACACAUCUGGAUUGGCGUACAUAUACUACGGCCUGGCAAUCAAAAUGGCUGUUCAGAAUGGCAUGCACCGCAAGCUGCUAGCAGGUAACGUGAGCGCAGAGAUCAUUGAAGUGCGAAAUCGGCUCUGGUGGUCUGCAUAUUCGCUAGAAAGUCGCAUCGGUAUUCUACAUGGACGCCCUGUAUCAGUUUCCCCCACCGAAAUCGAUGCUCCCAUGCCUGUGGAUCUGCCAGCUCUACGUCCGGUUGACCAAUUGAGCAAUCUACCCAACUUCACCGCCGCAAUCCAUUUGACGAAUCAUCUGGCAAAGGCAUCGGAAGUGAUGAGAUCUUUGAGGCGUUGUCAGAGAGACAGGAAAAAGAAACAUCUUCGGCAACUUGCCGCCACCCGUGAUCGACUAAGCUCGUGGUGGAACAGUCUGCCCACUGAGACUUAUUGUCGCGACCUCACUCCUAGCGGGCCCUUCUUCCGUUGCAAUGUGCAUCUUGAAAUCAUGUACACAACAACACUGAUAUACAUGGGCCGCCCUUUCAUCAUAUCUCAGGCAUCGGCUGGGUCGCUUAACCCACCGUCUGCUUCACCCGUUCAUGAAGUCCCAGAUAUUGUGAACACUCUUCGUCGUGACUCACUUAAUGCAGCACUCAGAGUCAUCGAGCUGUGUCAGCUUCUACAAGACUCUGUCGGCCUCGCGCGUGUCUCAUACACCGAAUUCAACGGGUGUCGCGUUGCUUUAUUGGCACUUAUUGCCCACAGCAUCAACGAACCAACAAGCACAAUAUCCGGUGCAUUGUCUCAAGGUAUGAGGCUUAUCCGCCAGGUCUGCGCCGGACUGGAAUCUGCGCGAUCUGAAGUGGCUGUCAUCGAAGCACUGGAACGGGCAAGACAACGACUGCACAGUCAAACAGUGACCGAACGGAGAGGCACCACAGAUGAUUCAGCCGGCUAUGAUCAGUUUAAAGAAUGGGCGAAGCUUUGGCGAGGCGAUCCAUUGGAGGGUAGUGACGUUCUCGUCUCGACCAAUUUGGACCUGCCGUUCCAUGAGCAUUCUCCGAACUCUGUUCCUUCUUUUGAUGGAUUUUUCUCGUCUUUUCCCAAUGAACUGGGCGAGUUUGCCGCCAUCCCGGGGCUCAGUUAUGAUUUAUCACUUAACCAGGACUGGUUGGGUGCCCCUGAACCUGAAGGUUCUGAAUGGAUCAUGGAUCAAACACUCUGA